AUGUAUCACUUAAUUAAUGAAAUUAUUGGCAUUUCAUUAGGAAUAAUCUAUGAUGUGAUCGUGGAACCCCCGAGCGUAGGAUCAACGACUGAUGAGCAUGGUCAUACAAGGCCGGUGGCAUUUAUGCCGUAUAGAGUGAACGGCCAGUACAUUAUGGAAGGCUUGGCUUCAAGUUUUCUCUUCACUCUAGGUGGCCUCGGUUUCAUCAUACUGGAUCAGACUCAUUCUCCAUCCACUCCAAAGCUUAAUAGAAUACUUCUAAUUUCCGUUGGAUUUAUAUGCAUCACUGUUUCUUUCAUCACCUGCUGGAUCUUCAUGCGCAUGAAGUUACCUGGCUACUUCUAGUGGUAUGCUUGAGGACAAUGGAAAUUGUCUUCGUGAAUAUGCGAUCGUCGGUUGACGCUGCUACGUACUUCGUGCUACAAUAAUGGAUACAGGAAUGAGGGUAUUGAGGAACUGAAGGAAACAGAAAGUGUAGUAAUUGAGCAUGCAGUAAAUUCGAAGUGUAUAUCAAUUUUUAUUAUUUUAUUGACGUUGUAUUUAAAGCUUCACACAGUCAUAUUAUUAUACCUCUCAUUAAAACUAAUUCUUGAAUGGUAAACAUAAUCUCUUGAAAAUGUGUGUUAAAUAAUUCGAUAAUAAAAUCUUAUAAAUCUACUA
This is a messenger RNA of Fopius arisanus, 660 nucleotides long. RefSeq names its product putative oligosaccharyltransferase complex subunit CG9662. The transcript has 3 exons. The coding region runs from base 1 to 345 and encodes 114 amino acids. The record is from RefSeq and is a predicted model, not a curated record. Gene Ontology annotation, cellular component: oligosaccharyltransferase complex. Lineage: Eukaryota; Metazoa; Arthropoda; Insecta; Hymenoptera; Braconidae.